CGAGGAAGUGGUGAUGCUCCACUCUCAUUUUCAUCCCAAAGUCAAUUGAAGAAGUACUGCACUGUACUUCAACCUUUCCAUUCGUUCACCAUGAGGUUCCCACCGGCAGAGGUUCUGGCAACUUGGCCGAGACCAAACUACGUCGACCCCGUCACGCGGGGCCCUGGUCUCAUGAUCGUGGAGUUGACGCUGGUCCCGAUUGCUCUCACAUGCGUACUCUUGCGGCUCUGGAUACGAAUUGGUUGGCUCCACAGGAGUUGGUGGGACGACUACCUGAUGGUGGCCGCGAUGAUCUUCUCCUGUGGCACAACAGCCUUGGUCAUUAUGGCGACCCAAUUGUACGGGUGGAACAUCCAUGUCUGGGAUGCGAAGCUUGCGACAUUGGAGACCGGUCGGAAGGCAUCAAUGGCCGGUCAAACCCUCUUCGUGCUCGCGUCGAGUUUCGUGAAGAUGUCUAUAUUGGUGUCGUACUUCCGCAUCGCGCCCGAUAAGUCGCUGUUCCGAAAGCUCAUCUGGGGGACGUUUGGGAUCGUGUUUGCCGCCUUCCUCACCUUCCUCAUCGCGCUUUGGCUGCAAUGCAUGCCGAUUACCAGCUAUUGGACGCUCCUUGCCGACAGCCGCGACUGCAUCCCAGAAGGCCCGCCUCUUAUAGUACAGACUGUCAUCAACGUGGUAACCGACUUCAUGAUAUAUGCCCUGCCCAUCCCGACGCUCUUUAGCCUCUCACUCCCUAUGUCGCAACGCAUCGGCCUCGCCGUGCUCUUCUCGGUCGGCGGUGUCAUCGUCGUCGCCGGCAGCUUCCGCGCGUACUGGGUCCACUACGUCCUCUACAAGACGUACGACGCGACGUGGUACGGCUACGAGAUCUGGCUGUGGACGGCGAUUGAGACGAACGUCGGAGUGGUAUGCGGGUGCAUCCCCGCCCUGAAGCCGCUGCUCUUUCCGUCGCGGGCGCGCUCGCAGGGCUCGCGGUACGCCAACGGAUCCGGCCACAGCCGGCGCAGAGAGAAGGUCACGCCGGUCAUCGAGCAAGUCGAGAUGGACACGCGCAAGUUGACCGACAGCGAUUCGCGACCGGUGACGGCGGGCGCGCACGUCCACGUCAACUCUGGCGUCCGGCCGAUGAGCGGCAGCACAGACAAGAGCGGGUACGACGUUGAGCAGCAGAAGUCGUACAUGUACUGAGCCUCUCUUUCCUCUUCUUUCCUCGCUCUUUCCUUGAAUUAAUACAGGCAUACGGUGCACCCGCAAUUAUUAGUAGACUGCUGUCGGAUCGCUCCUGCUCGGCACACCGUGUCCGC
This is a messenger RNA of Trematosphaeria pertusa, 1301 nucleotides long. RefSeq lists its product as uncharacterized. The transcript has 4 exons. NCBI's taxonomy places the organism in Eukaryota, Fungi, Ascomycota, Dothideomycetes, Pleosporales, Trematosphaeriaceae. The record is from RefSeq and is a predicted model, not a curated record. Bases 91 to 1185 code for a protein of 364 amino acids.